Molecule: messenger RNA, 3814 nt
Organism: Ciona intestinalis (vase tunicate)
Lineage: Eukaryota; Metazoa; Chordata; Ascidiacea; Phlebobranchia; Cionidae
Source: RefSeq, a predicted model, not a curated record
GAUUUUAAUCGUUGGGAAUUUUUUUGUAAACAGGAAAUGUUUCUAUUUUAGACUUUUUUAGAGGUUUCUAUUUUAGACUGAUCUAUAUCCGUGAAAAGGGUACUGUGUUUUAACUUAUGGGUGAAUACAUUAGGGUAUAUGCUGCACUGUAAACCUUAUUUCAGUAUCUUUAUAUAUUUUCCACUCUUUUUCCGUUUAAAACUAUGAAAUAUUGUAUUAUUUUUGUUUGACUACAGUUUAAAAAUGAGCGACAAUAAAGACCCUCCCACUAGUUUUGCCAUGAAAAUGUCUCUGUCCGGGGUCAGGCUUCGAUUUUCAAGCGUUCAGCAAAUUUCGACCGGAGAUUUGAUUUCAAUGUCAAACAAUGCGGACGAUUUAUUAUUAGCGGAUUUCCGGUACAAAUAUGAGUACGACAUCAGUAGGAUACCGGGUGCAGUUUGGUUUGAUUACGAAGAUACAUUGGAAAAUAAUGUGAACAAAUUGCUGGACUUGGUUAGAGAUAAACAAAAUACUUUUGAUGGGACUUUAAAUAUUGUUGCAUAUUGUGCGCUUGGGUUUAGAUCUUGUCAGCUGAUUGAAAAGUUUCAUGAGAAGUUGUUGGAGUCUGAUACUGGGUUGAAGGGUCAAUGUAAAUGCUAUAACCUGGAAGGCAGUAUUUUUAAAUGGGCGAAUGAAGGCAAACCACUGGUUUCAAGUAAUGGGACGCCCACAGUGUUUGUGCAUCCGUUUAAUAAAGUUUGGGGGAAAUUAUUAGAUGAAAAAUUCCACAAAUCCUGAUGAGCUGAUAGUCGUUAGUUGAUCCUCGCAUUGCAUGGAAUUUAAAAGUUUUUAACACAGACAAAAAGUUAUCCUAAGACAAGUUUAGAAAAAUAACCUAUGAAAAUCUUCUACAAAGUUAAAUAUGUGGCAUCAUGUUGAAAAUAAGAAAACUGCUUCUGUUUUUUAUUGUGUCAUGUUACACUUACACUGCUAUGCAGAGAUAAACAAUUGUUCUUCAUUUAUUCAUUAAACUACCUGAUUCAGCAGAAACGUCAGUAUUGUAAUACUAGACUGUUUAAUAGUAUAUUUUUUUGUAUAAAGUGUUUGUAUAUUUACAAUAUUUUAACUUUUUUAAGUAUAUACAUUUCCAUUUAUUUAUCUUGUUAAUUUUUUAUACACUCUAUGCACAAAUGAAACACAUCUUCACUUGAUUUUUCCUUGUGUUUUGUUAAUAAUUGAACAAAUUAUGUUUGUUUUAUUUAUUUAGUAAUUAAGUUUGUGUUUGAAUACAGUAUUGAAUAGUUCAGCCUAAAUAAAUGUAUAUGUAUAUAGCAGGUCUGGGAAGAUGGGAAACCUUUUUGAUCUAUUUUCUUGUCCUAUUUGGAAGUAAACAAAAAACAUUUGAAAAAUUACAAAACCGUAUCCUCACAACUCCCAUAGACCGUUGGUAAUUGUGUAAACAUGCUCAGGAUAUUUGGAUAUUAUGUGCUAAAGGUGUUCCAUCUUCCCCACCCUACUAUAUUUUAAUAUAUAUAAUAAUAGUUCUAUUCAGAGUUUUUUAAAUAAUUUUUAAACUUUUAUUACUUUGAAGCAAAUUGUUGGUUGAUUGCAAGGUUUAAUGAAAUCCUGUUAAAUUAAAGCAAUGGUAAAGGACAAGGAGUUUCCUAUUUUACAAAAGACGAACAAAAUGAGAUAUUAGAACAAACCAAGCUUUCGCCAAGAUACUUACAAGAGGUGCAAAAACGCUAUUCGCAAUAUGACACAUCAAAAUCAAAAGAUGAAACAUCGGGUGUCACCAUUGAGCAAGUUCUUCUUAUCCCAGAAGUAAAUCAGCACAAACUUGCGCCCAUUUUUGCUGAAAAAUAUGGGGGCCGAUCCGGUAUUCUGUAUCCCAAAGAAUUUGUAAAUUUUUUUGCUGCGUUUUCUUCUGCAAGGACACCAUCUGAAAAAGUUGAAUUAUUAUUCGAAAUACUGGAUGUCAGAAAACUUGGUUACCUACAAGGAAUUGAGAUGUAUAGAUAUUACCAUAUCUUGCUCUCUCCAUCACUAAGCGAUUCUCAAAUCGAAAAUGUGGCGAAAAAGGCGUUGAAUCUAACUGGAGGAAAAAUAGACUUGGAUAAAUUUAAACAAAUUGUCCAACCAUGGGAAGUAGCUGAAAAAAUGACAAUUGUUUUACAAUUAACCGAUUAAAUUUGAAUUUUUAUAAGUUUUUUCAUACUUUAACCUUUUACCAUCUUUGGUUGAUAGCAGCUUGAAUACCAAUUAUUCUAACUAUACUGAAUGAUUUAGAAAGCACUGUACAUCUAUUAAACUUAUAUUUUAUUCAUAGAGUUGUAUAUUUUUAUGCAUUUUUACAUUUUAUAUAAUUAUAUGUUUUUAGAUAUUUAGAGUUUCAAUUACUAAUUUAUAAUGGAUGUCCUGGAUAAAUUGACCUGCAAGUUUACAAAGUUAAAAGUUGGGCUUCCCAAUUAUGUUCUGUUGGAUGUUGACCAUAUUAAGCAAGAAGGCAACUGGGAUUGUGGUAUUGCUUCACUUAGAAUGGCUGCUAGGUAUUUAGAGAGAGCCACAAAUGCCAUGGUUACAAUGGAUGAAGCAAUUUUAAAGCAUGGUUUGGAAAAAUCUGUUUGGACGAUUGAUCUUGCAUAUCUGUGUGCUAUUAUGGGUAUCAAACACAUAUUAACUACAAUUACACUCGGUGCUGAUUCUACUUACUCUGAAGAAUCUUUUUAUCUGAAUCAAUUGAAAACAAGCUUUUCUGUUGAAAUGAACAGAGUUAAUAAGCUGUUUAAGUCAGCACAGAAAAGAAAUGUGUUUGUGGAAAAGAAAUCAAAAAGUGUUACGAAAAUUUUUAACCAUAUAGCAACUUAUAAUCAGCCCGUUAUUGUAUUAGUUGAUGACAGCAAGUUAAAAAGAAUUUUUUUAACUGAAUCUUCUGUUGCAACAAAAACUCCCGAAAAUGCCGAUCAUUCACACACUGGUUUAAACAGCUCACAAAGUGUGAAACCCAAAACAAUUAUUCAAAAAGAAGAACACAGUAACACUACAAGUACUGAAGAAUUUGUGCAAAAUGAUGAAAUAACUUCUGUAGAAAAUGAAGAAAAGUUAAAAUAUUGGGGACACUUUAUUUUAGUUGUUGGUUUUGAUUUGAAACAAAAGGAAGUAAUAUUUAAUGAUCCUUCAGCAAAUUACCCCAAGAGUCGAUGCAGUAUUUCAAGUUUUGAAAAAGCAAGGAAGAGUUACGGUACUGAUGAAGACCUGCUGUUUAUAUUUGGAAAUGAAUAAGUCGUUUAUGGGUGGUGAUAGUAGAUGAAUGAUACUCACCUUUUUUUCUUGCGUUGUCGGACAACCCAGAGUUCUAACACAGGUUCUUAUCACAUACAAGAUGUCGUGACUUUAUACACCUCAGGUUAUUGAGUAUGUAAGAGAUUAUGCUUAUGAUUUUUUUGGGUAAUUGCUUAGGAUUUUUAGACAUCGUAUUAGUGACCACUGAGUUAAAACAAUUAAGUGUUUUGUGCAAGUACACACGCCAAUAAUGACAGCAGCAUCAAGCUUUGAAAUUAAGUUGUUUAACCAUUGUGCUUCAAUGUAGAACUGUUUUUGUAGUUAUCUUUUUAUUGUAGGGUACAAUGUUCAAAUCCCACAGCUGCCAGCCGGCAAAACAAGUGCUGAUAUCCCACAUUUUAUUUAUUUAACAUAUAUGUAAUAUGGGUAAACCACUAUUGUGAUUUGAACCAAUAUGCAUGUUUGAAUUUUUAACUUAUUUAUCUAGUGUUGUUAUAAAACUUGUUUCAAUUUUUACUUACUCAUGUGCAAUAAAGAUAUAAAUCUUUGUUUU